UGGGGCGCGCCGGGGCGGGACACCCCGUUUUGGGCCACACCUCCUAGGCAUCCCCCGCCGCGGGAGGCGGCUGCCGGCCCGGGGGAGGGCGGUGCUGGCCCUUUAAGAGGCAGGACAUGCCCGGCCCGGCGCGUCACUAGCAGCAGGUAGAGCCGCCCCCGCGCCGGCCAGGCAAGAAGCAGCCGCCGCCGCCCGGAGCCCUGCGGGGAGCAGCAGCAGCGGGGCCCGGCCAUGGGGAAGGUUCAGCUGUUCGAGAUCCGCCUGAGCGAGAGCCGGGUCGUCUACAGCCCCGGGGAGCCGCUGGCCGGCACCGUCACCGUGCGCCUCUCCGGGAGCCUGCCGUACCGCGCUAUCAAAGUGAGCUGCGUUGGAUCUUGCGGCGUGUCCAGCAAGGCCAAUGACACCGCAUGGACUGUAGAGGAGCAGUACUUUAACAGCACGCUCUCGCUGGCGGAUAAAGGGGUUCUGACAGCUGGCGAGCACACCUUUCCCUUCCAGUUCCUGCUGCCAGCAUCAGCCCCCACGUCAUUUGAAGGCCCUUUUGGGAAGGUGGUCCAUCAGGUCAAAGCUGUGAUAGAUACGCCCCGAUUUGCCAAGGACUACAAGUGCAACAAGGUCUUCUACAUUCUCUGCCCGCUCAACCUGAAUGACAUCCCUGACAUUGAGCAACCCAACACCACGUCCAUCACCAAGAAGUUCAACUACAAGCUGGUGAAGAGUGGAAACAUCAUCUUAACUGCCACCUCGGACCUCAAAGGGUAUAUCGUGGGGCAGGCAAUUCAGCUACGCACAGACAUCGAGAACAAGUCUGGCCGGGACACUGGCACGGUGGUGGCCAGUCUACUCCAGAAGGUCGCUUAUAAAUCCAAGCGCUGGAUUUAUGACUUGAGGACCAUUGCUGAGGUGGAGGGCUCGGGGGUGAAGGCCUGGAAGCACGCGGAAUGGAAGGAGCAGAUCCUUGUCCCCGCGCUGCCGCAGUCUGUGCUGCACGGCUGCAGCCUCAUACAUGUCGACUACUAUAUCCAAGUUUCCCUGAAGUCGCCAGAGGUUUCAGUCACUCUGCCGAUUUACAUCGGCAACAUCGCUGUGAACAGGGUUCCUGUGACCCCGGCUAGGUCGAUCCAGCAUAUUCCGUCCGUUGUGGUUCCGUCCGCCCCACCAGAAGAGGAGGAAGCGGCCAGUGGCUAUCACCCAAUGGACAAUGUUUCAAUCCCCACCAAAAGCCAUUCCCAGCUUCAGGCGUUCAGCUACGCUCCAGGACUGAGCUUCCAGGACCUAAGGCUGGACUCAGACCAGACUGCCUCCCCAAACCACCCCACGCUUUGCUUGGCGACAGGAGCGACCGUCCCUUACUAUGCUGAGGGGACAGUGGUUCCGGUUCCCACCGCCGGCUCUCUCAUCUUGCCUCCGGAGUACAGCACGUGGGGUUACCCCUAUGAGGCACCUCCUUCCUAUGAACAGAGCUGCAGCAGCGCCAACUCCAGCCUCAGCAAUGGCAACUAGCCCUGUGCUUGGAACCCUGACGGUGCUGGCCCUGAGGCCCCAUGGCUCCCCGUCUGCUGCCAAGUCUGGUACCGCGCAAAGCAUCUUGUACUUGGGGCCACCGGCUACUCCUGGGCUGAGAUUUUUAAGUCUUUUUUUUUUUUUUU
Malaclemys terrapin pileata is the source of this 1649-nucleotide messenger RNA. RefSeq names its product arrestin domain containing 1 (gene ARRDC1). The coding region runs from base 232 to 1503 and encodes 423 amino acids. The transcript has 8 exons. The record is from RefSeq and is a predicted model, not a curated record. Gene Ontology annotation, molecular function: ubiquitin-like ligase-substrate adaptor activity; ubiquitin protein ligase binding. Gene Ontology annotation, biological process: protein transport. NCBI's taxonomy places the organism in Eukaryota, Metazoa, Chordata, Testudines, Emydidae. Gene Ontology annotation, cellular component: cytoplasm.